AUGUCUCUCAAAGGCCCAACCCCCCAGCAGCAUGACGGCUCCGGCCUGCGCAUCGGCAUCGUCCAUGCGCGCUGGAACUCGACCAUCAUCGAGCCCCUCGUCCAGGGCGCAAAGGCGAAGCUGCUCUCUUGCGGCGUCGAGGACUCGAACAUUGUCGUCCAGUCCUGCCCUGGUUCGUGGGAGCUGCCGCUCGCUGUGCAGCGCCUCUUCUCGGCCUCGCAGAUCCAGUCCACCUCCACCACCAGUGGGCCUUCCGCCACCGACCUCCUCGCCUCCUCGGCCUCCGACCUUGCCUCUCUUCCCAGCGGAAACACUGCCUCGUCCGGUGCCUUUGAUGCCAUCAUCGCGAUAGGCGUCCUGAUCAAGGGCGAGACGAUGCACUUCGAGUACAUUGCCGACGCCACCUCGCACGGCCUCAUGCGCAUUCAGCUCGACACGGGCGUGCCCGUCAUCUUUGGCGUCUUGACCGUCCUCAACGACGACCAGGCCAAGGCUCGCGCCGGCAUCGAUGGAAAGGGGCACAACCACGGUGAGGACUGGGGCCUCGCAGCCGUCGAGAUGGGCGUCAAAAGGAAGGAGUGGGCCGCUGGCCGGAUCGAGGGUUGA
Drechmeria coniospora is the source of this 606-nucleotide messenger RNA. RefSeq names its product 6,7-dimethyl-8-ribityllumazine synthase. The record is from RefSeq and is a predicted model, not a curated record. Lineage: Eukaryota; Fungi; Ascomycota; Sordariomycetes; Hypocreales; Ophiocordycipitaceae. The coding region runs from base 1 to 606 and encodes 201 amino acids. Gene Ontology annotation, biological process: riboflavin biosynthetic process. Gene Ontology annotation, cellular component: intracellular anatomical structure; riboflavin synthase complex; mitochondrial intermembrane space. Gene Ontology annotation, molecular function: 6,7-dimethyl-8-ribityllumazine synthase activity. The transcript is spliced from 2 exons.